AUGGCUAAUCGAGGAGCAACAAGACCCAACGGGCCAAAUACUGGAAAUAAAAUAUGCCAGUUCAAACUAGUACUCCUGGGAGAGUCUGCUGUUGGCAAAUCAAGCCUAGUGCUUCGUUUUGUGAAGGGCCAAUUUCAUGAAUUUCAAGAGAGUACCAUUGGGGCUGCAUUUCUUACCCAAACUGUGUGUCUUGAUGACACAACAGUCAAGUUUGAAAUAUGGGAUACAGCUGGUCAAGAACGCUACCACAGCCUGGCGCCAAUGUACUACCGAGGAGCACAGGCAGCCAUAGUUGUGUACGACAUCACCAAUGAGGAGUCCUUUGCCAGAGCCAAAAACUGGGUUAAGGAGCUUCAGAGGCAAGCCAGUCCUAACAUCGUAAUAGCUUUAUCAGGAAACAAAGCUGACCUUGCAAAUAAAAGAGCUGUCGAUUUCCAGGAAGCACAGUCCUAUGCAGAUGACAACAGUUUAUUAUUCAUGGAGACAUCAGCUAAAACAUCAAUGAAUGUAAAUGAAAUAUUCAUGGCAAUAGCUAAAAAGUUGCCAAAGAAUGAACCACAGAAUCCAGGAGCAAAUUCUACUAGAGGAAGAGGAGUAGACCUUACUGAACCCACACAGCCAACCAGGAGUCCGUGCUGUAGUAACUAAACGUCCAGUCUGAACUAGCUGGAAUAUUCUUCUGCUUCCUAAAUGUUAGUAACAGUGGAAUUGGAGCAUUUAACCAGCCCAGUAUGACUUCCAAAAAGAAGAGACUUUAGAGUCAAGUUUCUAAUACAGAAUUAUUUUAAGUGUUUUGAACUUAAUUUUUAAUAACAUGCAUGUGACCCUCUGACUAACGUUUCAGGAGUAGGAAGGAAAUGAAGGUUUUGUGUACACUUGUUUUCUUGGAAAGUUAGGGGGCUCAUUUCUCAUCACGGGAUAUAGAUAAAUAACUCUGAACCCACAGUUAACCAGCCAUUUCUAUGAAGACAUCUAUGAAAAUAUUCUGAAUGUAUUAAUUUAGGGUUUUAAAUAAUAUAUGAGGUUCCAAAAGUAUUUAUGUUUAGCUACCAUAUUCUGGCAACUGGUAAUUUCUCAUACUAUCUAAAGUACACAUUCCACAUUUUAACCAAUUAGACACAAGGAAAUAGUUCCACAUCUUUGGGGGGGGAGGAGAUGAUCACUAAUGGCAACUAAAUUAUAACCAGCUCUUUAAUUUUCAGCUGGGGGUGAACAAUGAAAUACAACCUCAACUUGUUUUAGGAAUGUGAAACUGAUAAAUGCAUCUUAAUAGUGUUCCCUUUCAAACGUGAGUUCUCCAACAGAAAAUGAAACCAGAUGUCUAGGAUUCCUGUUUAAUCACUGCUGACCAUUAAAAUAUGGGUCUUGUUUGUUUGGGGCCAGGGAGAGGGGGCUUUUGCUCCCUUUGGACAUAAUAUAGUCAAUGCACUAACAAUUAUGUACAUUCAACCUUGAUUAUUUUAAAUUUGGUCUUCACCUGUACUGUAAAUAGGGUAUUGCAUUGUUGUCUUAUGUGUUUAUUUCUUUUCUGUAAUAUUUAAGAGUUGCUUAAAGUAUACAAAAUGUACAGUUACUAAAACUGCUAAUUUUCCUUUCCUCCUUUGUUCCUACACAGCUAAGACCAUAAUAAACUAUGUAUCUGUAAUUUGUAACAUAAAUAUUGAACAUGUUAGUAACAAUCUUGCAGCCUCGUUUUCCAAAGUUCAUUUUAUUUUGAUCAGUUCAGUAUAUUGCACUAAUCGUUUUAGGUAUUUUCAUUAUAUGAAAUCUACCAUGUGUCGGAGUUGAUUUAAUCUAUUUAAAUGUUGAACUGCUAGCAGAACUUGUACAUUUACAGUAAUUCAGAAUUAGUAAGGAAAACAGUUCACCAGUGUUUAGUUUUAUAUUGAGGUGCUCAGGUUGGAAUAAAGUGGUAUAAAAAGAAA
Messenger RNA from Erinaceus europaeus (western European hedgehog), 1925 nucleotides. It is a transcript of the gene RAB5A, whose product is annotated as RAB5A, member RAS oncogene family. The transcript is spliced from 5 exons. The record is from RefSeq and is a predicted model, not a curated record. Gene Ontology annotation, molecular function: GTP binding; GTPase activity. Bases 1 to 648 code for a protein of 215 amino acids. Lineage: Eukaryota; Metazoa; Chordata; Mammalia; Eulipotyphla; Erinaceidae.